AUGACAACCGUGCACAUCAUCGAUGUCGAGAGUGGCAAUCUCCGCUCUCUUGUCAAUGCUAUCGAGUAUCUUGGAUUCCAAGCUAAGCUAAUCAGCCGAGCAGAUGACCCAGAGUUGGCGGCUGCUAAAGUUUUGUUGCUUCCUGGUGUAGGAAAUUUUGGUCACUUCGUGGAUAACUUGGCUUCAAGAAGUUUCGAACAACCUCUUAGAAAAUACAUCGCUUCGGGCAGGCCUAUCAUGGGAAUUUGCGUGGGGCUGCAGGCAUUUUUCAAGGGCUCAGAAGAAUCCUCAGCUAGUAAAGGUUUGGGAUUCUUGGACCACCAAUUAACCAAGUUCAAUGCUUCUAAGAAACCAGUUCCAGCAAUUGGUUGGAACACAUGUACUCCACAGGGCAAACUAUAUGGGAUUGAUCCUUGCCACAGGUACUAUUUUGUGCACUCUUAUGCCGCCGUGCUAAACAAUGACUCCAAGAAGGCGUUAAGUGAAGCUGGUUGGGACAUCGCUGUGUCAAAAUACGGCUCUGAGGAGUACAUCGCUGCUAUUUCCAAAGAAAACAUUUUCGCAACUCAAUUCCACCCAGAGAAGUCCGGGCAUGCAGGUCUCGCCAUCAUCAAAAACUUCAUUGAACAAAAACACCCCGCCAUUUACCACUCAGCUCAGGAAAAUGCCUUGUUGUUGAACGACUAUUCGAACUAUGGGUUAAGCAGAAGAAUUAUCGCCUGUCUUGAUGUUCGCGCGAACGACCAGGGCGAUCUGGUGGUCACAAAAGGUGAUCAGUAUGAUGUGCGUGAGAAAGAAGAAGGUGGAAACGUCAGAAAUCUCGGCAAGCCUGUAGAGAUGGCUAAAACCUAUUAUGAACAGGGCGCGGACGAAGUGACAUUCCUGAAUAUCACCAGUUUUAGAGACUGCCCGUUGAGGGACACACCCAUGUUGGACGUUCUUAAAAUGGCCGCUAAGACGGUCUUUGUACCUUUGACUGUUGGUGGGGGUAUUAAAGACGUCACAGACGUUGAUGGAAAGGUGGUUCCUGCGCUCCAAGUAGCCACACUUUAUUUCCAGUCCGGAGCUGACAAAGUAUCCAUAGGCACGGACGCUGUUUAUGCCGCUGAAAAAUAUUAUGCCUUGGGUGGACGUGGUGACGGUACAUCGCCAAUCGAAACCAUCUCCAAGCCCUAUGGUGCUCAAGCUGUCGUGAUUUCUGUGGAUCCCAAGAGAGUGUAUGUCGAUGGCCCCGAAUCCACAAAGAACAAGACGCUUAAGACGAAAUUCCCCAAUGAAAAGGGUCAGGAAUGGUGUUGGUAUCAGUGUACUAUCAAAGGUGGUAGAGAAAGCAGAGAUAUUGGUGUUUGGGAGGUAACGCGCGCUUGUGAGGCGCUUGGAGCGGGCGAAGUACUUCUGAACUGUAUCGACAAAGACGGCUCCAAUUCUGGAUAUGAUUUGGAAUUGAUCGAACAUGCCAAAGAUGCAGUGCGUAUUCCAAUCAUCGCAUCAAGUGGUGCCGGAUCCCCCAAACAUUUCGAGGAGGCGUUUGAAAAUACAAGAGCAGACGCUUGUUUGGGAGCAGGCAUGUUUCACAGAGGUGAGUACACCGUGGCGGACGUUAAAAAGCAUUUAUUGAACAAAGGAUACAAGGUAAGAAUGGAUUAA
Molecule: messenger RNA, 1647 nt
Organism: Lachancea lanzarotensis
Lineage: Eukaryota; Fungi; Ascomycota; Saccharomycetes; Saccharomycetales; Saccharomycetaceae
Gene: HIS7
Product: LALA0S13e02938g1_1
Exons: 1
Coding region: 1-1647 (548 amino acids)
Biological process (GO): L-histidine biosynthetic process
Molecular function (GO): oxo-acid-lyase activity; imidazoleglycerol-phosphate synthase activity
Source: RefSeq, a predicted model, not a curated record